This is a messenger RNA of Cloeon dipterum, 1775 nucleotides long. Its product is annotated as 2-acylglycerol O-acyltransferase 1-like. NCBI's taxonomy places the organism in Eukaryota, Metazoa, Arthropoda, Insecta, Ephemeroptera, Baetidae. Bases 404 to 1507 code for a protein of 367 amino acids. The record is from RefSeq and is a predicted model, not a curated record. The transcript is spliced from 6 exons. Gene Ontology annotation, biological process: triglyceride biosynthetic process. Gene Ontology annotation, molecular function: diacylglycerol O-acyltransferase activity. Gene Ontology annotation, cellular component: endoplasmic reticulum membrane.
UCAAAAUAGGUUAAUUAAUUUAACUACGCGUACACAGCUUUUAUUAUUGUGUUCCUGAUAUCGGCAAAUCAGUGCGUAGUUAAUAACAUCGCGUCAUGUCAUUUGAUGUGCGCGCAAAUGCCCGCGUGAUCUGCAACCAAACGUUUUUGUAAUGAGCUGCAAAUGACAAACAAAUUGGUCUCGCGUGGCGCGCUCCAUUACGAACGAGCUCCCUGUGCGGACGUCACCGCGUGUGCAACAGCACUUUUCCAAAUAAUGGCAUUUCAUUCGUUUUUUGCUCUGCCACUCGUCGCGGGUCGUUAUUGCAACUAUUACUUCCCAAAUUGAUACGGAAACACACGAGUGCAACCCUAAGCAAUGAGGAAUUCGCUGCUGCUCUAUAAUCUAAUCUAAUCGCGAGAGCAUGCAAGCGCACGGAUUUGUUCGACACGAGAGAGCCUCAGUUUCAAUCCAAGCGCGAUUCUUUUCAACAACCAUGCCGAGCGAUGAUAUGGGGCUGCACGUGCAGUUUGCACCACUCAACACGCCGUUUGACCGGCGGAUGCAAACACUGGCGGCGGCCGGCUGGAUCGUGACUUUUGUCUUUGGGGGCUUCUUCUUCAGCUUGAUCCUCAUCUACAUGAUGCUUUUCACCAGGCUCUGGUGGCUCGUUUUCCUUUAUGUGCUCUGGAUUCUUCUUGAUAAAAACACGUCGCAACGCGGUGGUCGUAGGAUAGAGUGGGUGCGUCAGUGGACGUGGUGGCGCUUCUACAGGGCCUACUUCCCACUUGUGCUGGAGAAGACGGAAGAUCUGCCAAGCGACAGGAACUACCUGUUCGCGUCCUACCCGCACGGCGUAUUGUGCUCAGGUCUGUUCGGCAACUUUGUCACGAAGUCGCCCGAGUUCGAGAAACUUUUCCCCGGCCUCACACCGACGGUGCACACCCUGGAGGGAAAUUUCUCGCACCCCGUCAUCCGAGACUUGAUUCUGUGGCUCGGUCUGCAGUCGGCCUCGCGUGAUGCUAUUUUGCGCAACUUGUGCAGCGAGCAAAAAGGUCAAGUGUCGGUGCUGGCGGUCGGCGGAGCUGCCGAAGCUUUAAAGUCAAAGCCGGGCAUUUACAAUAUCAUUCUGAAACCGAGAAAAGGCUUCAUCAAGUGCGCUCUCAUGGCAGGAGCAACCAUCGUUCCCGUCUUUUCCUUCGGAGAGACAGAUCUUUACGACCAGAUGGACAAUCCAGAGGGCUCUCUGCUGCGCCGGACGCAGGAGCGGCUGAGGAAGAUCAUCGGCAUCGCUCCUGUUGUUUUCCUUGGCCGUGGAAUUUUCCAGUACUCGUUUGGGCUCGUGCCGCAGCGCAGGAAAGUCACCACAGUUGUUGGAAAACCUAUCGAGACCCAGAAGGUGAUAAAUCCGAGCGCUGAGGAGGUGGAAGAGGUCCACAUCAAGUUCACAGAAGCGCUGAUUGAGCUCUUUGAGGCGCAUAAACAUAGACUGUUGACAAAUCCCAACGUAAAUCUUAUGAUAGACUGAUUUCUCUAAGAAAAAAACUUGAAGGCUGCAGGGCACAAUCUUUUAUUAAGUAUUUUAGAAUUAAUUGAUAAGCAAUCAAAGGUGCAAUUAUUCUAGUUGAAAAUGAAAAUGCCUAUUCCCAAACUGUGUUCAUAAUUUUUGCUCAAUGACGAUCAAAGCAAUGGAGAAAAAUGCUUAAGAAAGACGCCAAAUAAUAGACAUUGAGUGUAUUAUUAAAUUUAGCUCUGUACUCCUAAGUGUUCUACCAAUAAAGGUGAUUGAAAUCAAA